UCUUCGGGUUCGACUGGCUGAUUGCUGAUCUGACUGGAACCGAAUUGUGACCGAAUAAUAAUAGUUUAAUCCAAAAACAGUGCUUUCUUGCAUUCAUUGCUAGUUCUUGGAGUUUUGUGUGGUUCCAGAUAAAAGGUUCAUCAUGCCGAAAGUAAGUUCCCGCUCGGGUCCACCCCGUAAAAUGUCGACCAACAAGUCGAAACACUCGAUGAACCCGGAACGGUCGACCGAGGGCCUUAAAGGCGUGGCCAAGCCCCGUACCAAAGCUACCAUCAAGCGGCUGCAGAUGUACCGAAAUUUUAAAGCCAAACGCGACCAUAGAGGUAAAAUUCUAACUCCCGCACCCUUUCAAGGAUGGGUAGCCAGUGGAACCGUAUCGCGAGUGGAACCAUCGCCCAAAUGGUUCGCCAAUUCGCGUGUGAUUUCGCAAAGCUCGUUGCAAAAGUUUCAGGACGAGAUGGGCAAGGCGGUCCGUGAUCCUUACAAGGUGGUAAUGAAGCCGACCGAGCUGCCGAUCACCUUGCUAAACGAAACCGCACGCUACCAGCGAGUGCAUCUGUUGGACACCGAGGGUUUUGAGACCACUUUUGGCCCAAAGGUGCAGCGGAAAAAACCUGCCUUAAAGGUUCGUGAUCUGGAAGAUUUGACGCGAACGGCAGAGGAAUCGGCGGACCGAUACGAUGACAGUAAGGAUCGAGAUUUGGAACGAGAUAACGGAGGCGUGAGAGAUCAGGUUCGCGAAUGGAUUUUCGCUGCUGGUCAGAGCAAACGAAUCUGGAAUGAGCUACACAAGGUGAUUGAUUCGGCGGAUGUUUUGCUGCAGGUGCUGGAUGCCCGCGACCCUAUGGGGACACGGUCGAAGUACAUUGAAGGAUUUUUGAAAAAGGAAAAACCACACAAGCAUUUGUUUUUCAUCCUGAACAAGGUGGAUUUGGUUCCAAUCUGGGUAACGCAGCGCUGGGUGGCUCUUUUGAGUAAGGAAUAUCCGACGAUUGCUUUUCAUGCCUCUCUAACACAUCCUUUCGGUAAGGGAGCGCUAAUUAAUUUACUGCGACAGAUUGGAAAGUUACAUGUGGACAAGAAACAGAUCAGCGUUGGUUUUAUUGGCUAUCCAAAUGUGGGUAAAUCGUCGGUUAUCAAUGCCCUACGAAGUAAGAAGGUCUGCAAGGUAGCUCCGAUUGCGGGAGAAACGAAAGUUUGGCAGUACAUUACUCUGAUGAAGCGAAUUUUCCUGAUUGAUUGCCCGGGAGUGGUUUAUCCCACAGCCGAAACCGAUACGGAGAAGGUUCUGAAAGGAGUCGUACGAGUCGAAUUGGUCAGCAAUCCGGAAGAUUAUAUUGAAGAUGUGUUGAAGCGAGUUCGAAAAGAGUACAUUAGCAAAACUUAUGGCAUCGCGGAGUGGAGUUCACACAUUGAUUUUCUGGAGCAGCUUGCUAAAAAGUCUGGAAAACUUCUUAAGAAAGGAGAGCCGGAUGUCCCGACGGUAGCGAAAAUGAUGCUUAAUGAUUGGCAGCGCGGGCGACUGCCGUUUUACGUUCCACCAGAGGGCUUUGAAAUACCCAAUUCCGCCUCGGAUCAAACAGAAACAGGAGCAACUGAAGAUGAUCAAAAGAGUACUUUCUCCGGAGUUACCGCCACACCCACAAUUCCAGAAUCGAUUAAAAAGGGUAAGCAAUUGUUCCAGAUUCAGGACUUCCGCAAAAUUGUGGUCAAUCUGGAGUUUGAGAGUGAAGACGUUCGUGAAAUCGACAAAAUCGAUCUGGAACUGCUGGAAAAAUUGAAGCAAGAAAGAAUGGCAGAAGCAAAAAAGAAACGCAAAGCUUCUGGAAACGAAGAAAACGAAAACGACGAAGAAUCAUCCGGUAUUUCCGAUUUCUACUCUGAAGAUGAGUACGAUGAAGAGAGUGGAAAGGUGGUUCACAAGAGCGCAAAAACUAAAUCAUCCGCCAGUUCUACGGCGACAGAAAAGGUUCAAACUAAAACCGCCAGCGGAAACUUUACAGUCGCCGAUGACGAUAAGCCGGAGGGAGCUAAGCAGCCUAAGUUAACUGCCAAGCAGCGAAGAGCAGCGGAACGAGCAUCCAAGCGUAGGAAGAUUGGUAGUAAUUUCUACGAAACUCAUAACGUUAAAAAUCGUAACCGAAACAAAAAACCUGCUAUUCCGAAUUAAAUUUGCAAAUAAUUUUUUAGUUUUUAUCAUCAAUU
Messenger RNA from Sabethes cyaneus, 2205 nucleotides. RefSeq names its product nucleolar GTP-binding protein 2 (gene Ns2). The record is from RefSeq and is a predicted model, not a curated record. Gene Ontology annotation, cellular component: nucleolus. NCBI's taxonomy places the organism in Eukaryota, Metazoa, Arthropoda, Insecta, Diptera, Culicidae. The transcript is spliced from 2 exons. The coding region runs from base 143 to 2170 and encodes 675 amino acids. Gene Ontology annotation, molecular function: GTP binding.